This is a messenger RNA of Empidonax traillii (willow flycatcher), 744 nucleotides long. It is a transcript of the gene MANF, whose product is annotated as mesencephalic astrocyte derived neurotrophic factor. Gene Ontology annotation, cellular component: endoplasmic reticulum. The record is from RefSeq and is a predicted model, not a curated record. NCBI's taxonomy places the organism in Eukaryota, Metazoa, Chordata, Aves, Passeriformes, Tyrannidae. Bases 66 to 608 code for a protein of 180 amino acids. The transcript is spliced from 4 exons. Gene Ontology annotation, biological process: dopaminergic neuron differentiation; neuron projection development.
GCGGCCGGGGCGGGCGGCGCGCGGCGGCGGUGCCGGGGGUGGCGGGCGCUGCCGGGCGAGGCGGGAUGCGGGCGGCCCACGGGCUCUGCGCGGCGCUGGCCCUGCUCUUGCUGCCGGCCGGCGGCCGGGCGCUGCGCGACGGGGACUGCGAGGUGUGUGUCACGUUCCUGGGAAGGUUCUACCAGGGUUUAAAGGACAACGACGUUGAAUUCACACCUUCCAGUAUUGAAAAGGAGCUCUUGAAAUCCUGCAAAGAAGCAAAAGGCAAAGAGAACCGCCUGUGCUAUUACAUUGGGGCCACAAGUGAUGCAGCCACCAAAAUCAUUAAUGAGGUGUCAAAGCCCAUGAGUCAUCACAUCCCGGUGGAAAAGAUCUGUGAGAAGCUAAAGAAGAAAGACAGUCAGAUCUGUGAACUAAAAUACGACAAACAGAUCGACCUGAGCACGGCCGACCUGCGCAAGCUGCGCGUCAAGGAGCUGCGGCGGAUCCUGGACGACUGGGGCGAGGUGUGCAAGGGCUGCGCAGAGAAGUCUGACUUCAUCCGCAGGAUCCACGAACUGAUGCCCAAGUACGCGCCGAGGGCGGCCGGCGCCCGGGCAGACCUGUAAGGGGCGGCCCCGGGGCUCUGAGGGGCCACCCCGAGGUGACCGCGGGGCUCUGAGGCGCCUUGGAGGGGCGAUCGCGGGGCUCUGAGGGGCGAUCCUGGGAUGACCCUGGGGCUCUGAGGGGCGAUUUUGGGGCUCG